AAGAGAGUGAGAAGAGAGAGAGCUCUGAAGUUUUCUGUGGUGUGUGUGUGUGUGUGUGAGUGAGAGAGAGUGUGUGUGAGGAGAGAGAGAGAGAGAGAGAGCAGAAAUGGCGGCGCGCGCUUCCCCCGCCACGUCUCUCUCUCGGUGGAGGAUGUGCGGGACUGCGGCGGUGCGCGUGCGGCUCGUGUGCGCGGUGCUGUGCGUGAUGUGCGUGCUGUGCAGCGGCGGGGUUCGGGCCGGUCUGUACUCGGAAUCGGAUCAGGUCGCCAUCUUGAGUCCUGACAAUGUGGAUGCGGUUCUGUUUAACUCCCCUUCCGCAGCGCUGCUCGAGUUUUACGCCAGCUGGUGCGGCCACUGCGUCGCCUUCUCACCCGUGUGGAAGAAACUGGCCCUGGACAUUAAAGAGUGGAAGUUGGCGGUGUAUUUGGCAGCGAUCGAUUGUGCCGAUGAGUCGAACAGAGCAGUGUGUGUGAGAUUCGGCAUCACAGGAUAUCCGUCUCUGAGGUUUUUGCCAGCGUUCUCCAGUAACGAUUCUACAGGUGAAGAUCUCAGAGGCUUCUCCCGUGAUGUCGCAGGCCUCCGUCACCUCAUUAUUGAUAAACUGGAGUCUCAUAAACACCCCGGACCACCGGCGUGUCCCCCACUGGAGAAAACCAGUGCUCGAGAGAUCGACAGUUAUGUGGAGAACAGCAGAGGGCAGAACCUGGCGCUGGUGUUCGAGGAGGACGACUCCUACGUGGGCCGAGAGGUGAUCCUGGACCUGCUGCAGUAUGAGAACAUCACGGUGCGGCGUGUGUUACGCUCGGAGGAGGAGCUCAUGUCUCGACUCAGUGUGACGGAUUUCCCUUCUGUUUACCUGUACAAAACACACACCAACUUUACCAGACUGCCAGUGCUGAAAGAAGCUCGUGCGUUUUACUCGUACGCCCUCCAGAGGUUACCCGGUGUGGUGCGAGAGGGAAAACCUCGUCCUGAAGUGAGCGACUUCAUCAGGAACGAGACGGAGGAGCAGUGGAGGCCGUUCAACAAGACACGUGUGUACAUGUCUGAUCUGGAAUCUGCUCUGCAUUACUCUCUCCGAGUGGAAUUAGCGUCUCAUUUGGUCAUUAGCGGAGAAGCUCUGAUCGCUCUCAGAGGCUACGUCUCUGUACUGGACAAGUAUUUCCCAGGCAGGCCUCCUGUGAAAAAUGCUUUAAAGGCGGUGAAUGAUUGGCUGCAGAAGCAGAAGGUAACAUCGAUCAACUACAGCGACUUCAGAGAAGCUCUGGACACCACGAGCGCUGACUCAUAUCUUCCUAAAGCUGUGAGGUGGAUGGGGUGUCAGGGUUCGAAGCAGCACUAUCGAGGUUAUCCCUGCGCAAUGUGGACGCUCUUCCACACACUGACUGUCCAGGCCCUAGAAACAGAAAGUAAAGACCCGCAGGAGGUGCUACAGGCGAUGAGGCGGUACGUCAGUAGUUUUUUCGGCUGUCGUCCGUGUGCAGUUCAUUUUAAGAACAUGGCUCAGGAGAGUAUGGAUAAUGUGAACUCGCUAAGGGCUGCAGUCCUCUGGCUCUGGUCUCGCCACAACCGAGUCAACGCCCGCCUCGCAGGUGAACUGAGCGAGGAUCCUCACUUCCCCAAAGUCCAGUGGCCUCCUCCGGACCUCUGCCCGGCCUGUCACAGCCUGAAGCCCGGCGGAGAGCACACCUGGCUGCAGGACGAGGUGUUAGCCUUCCUCAGGAAUUAUUACUCCGCCCAGCACCUCUUACACGACUUCCUGUCUGACGACAUCGCACCACCGCUGACGGAGAGACGCAAAGCCAGGGAGGCGGUGCCAGUGCAGGAACAGGAAGCAGGAGGGGAAGUGGAGGAAGAGGAGAUGGUUGAGGAAGUAGACGGAGCCCCUCAGGAUGAAAAAUCGGCGUCGGAGGCGCUCCCGCGUAAGCCGAGCAUCGUCGGGCUCAGGCUCCGUCAGUUCAGAGAGGACAUCGUGGACCUGGACUCCUUCAUCGUCCAGCACUACAAAGCUAAAGCGCCGCUGAAGAGGCAGGACACGGAGGAUGAACAACACGUGAGGAGGACCAAACGUGAUCUCGCUGCGCAGGAGGUGGAAGGGUUGGCGCUGGAGAUGGAGGCGGAGCCUGAGCCGUACGGUCAUUCUCGGAGUACGCGCUGGAUGUUCGUGCUCAGUGUCGGGUUCUCACGGCUGGACGUGAGUCUGUGUGUGACGCUCUACCUGCUCUCCACGCUCUGCAUCGUCGCCAUGUGCCUGUACUUCAGAGUGAAACGGCGCCAACGCAGGACAAAAGUGGCACUGCCGUAACCGAUACGAACCACAGAACGGACCAGUGACACGCUCAGAUAAAAUAAAUCACAUAAAAACUGGAUGAAAAGAAUAAUCAGCACACAUGCUGUAAUUUCACCGCCAUGUUGAUUCGUCAAUUAACCUUUUAGCUAGGCACGGGGGCGGAGUUUCCUAGCAUAGCAUUACUGAGCCAACACCUGCUGCUAGUUAGCACAGAACGCCAUAAAGUCAGCCACCGAGGUGCUCGACAGCUUUAUCUCUUUUUGUCAUGAUCACCAAAAUCAAGGAAUCUCUGGAAGUCCUCAUAAAAAUUACACUUAUGAUGUAGGAUUGUGCGAUAUUAUUUUUUUCCUGUGUGCGAUUUACCAUUUUUUUAAAAAAAAUCAUGAUAAAACAUAAAUAUUCCAUAGCCUUACGUAUGUCGAUUGGCUGACAUACUGGUUUUUGCUCUUUUGGUGUAUUUUUGAGUGAUAAUGUGUACUAGCGCACUCCAAAGAUAAAAUGCGUAAAAUGUUUCUACACAAAAAAACGCAUAAACAUGGUCUGGUAAUAUAAUUGGAGUAAACGUCACUAGAUAUCGUGGCAGUGUAAUAUCGUUCAGGGACGAUAAUAUUGUUGUAUCGCACAAGCCUAUUAUGAUAUUUAACAGUUGUUUUAUUUUUAUGUACAGUGUAAACAACGUAAAAUUUCAACGGUACAUUUUACGUACGCUGUAAAUGUUGCUAAUGUAAUAAUAUUGUAUCGUAGAGCUACAACAGCUCGGGUUUUCCGUGUCUAGCUACCAAAAUAUAUGUGACAUAAGAAAAAAAAAACAAAACAAAGGAUAUUAGCAGAUAACGUUGAAUAAAAAACGUAAAUCAGAGAUAUUCUGCCAGAGUGGCCGACUUUUCAGCGUUCUGUGCUCGCUGACGUUCAUGUAAAUGACAGAAAGAUGUAAAUUGUAAAUGAAGGAAUAUGAAUAUCACCGCAGCAAGAUUUCCGAGUCCUUACUGGCGUCUCGGAUCAUUUCUGCUGAAGUUGCUCCUGCUUGCUUGGACGUGAUCGACCGAAUCAAAAGCACUGACGCUUCUAAUCAUCCAGCUAUUUUAUUUCUCACCUCAGCCCAAGCAGCAGCGUCGGCUUGAGUGGUGUAAACCGUGUGGCCUAACAGGAUUUCACAGAAUCAUACAAUAAAUAAUAAAUACUUGAAUGUUGUGGGGGUGUGGUGUUCACGGCGGUGGGCGGAGUUAGCGCUUGUAGCUAUAAUUUCAACCAAAAUCCAGUGAAUAUACUGUAGAAUUACUGCUGUGACGAUAUAUCAGUGUAUAUCACAUUGUAUCAUGAUACACAAAUCACAAAUAAAAUCGAUUUCAUUCUGAA
Messenger RNA from Pangasianodon hypophthalmus (striped catfish), 3646 nucleotides. RefSeq names its product quiescin Q6 sulfhydryl oxidase 1 (gene qsox1). Bases 107 to 2305 code for a protein of 732 amino acids. The record is from RefSeq and is a predicted model, not a curated record. Lineage: Eukaryota; Metazoa; Chordata; Actinopteri; Siluriformes; Pangasiidae. Gene Ontology annotation, molecular function: flavin-dependent sulfhydryl oxidase activity; protein disulfide isomerase activity. Gene Ontology annotation, biological process: protein folding. Gene Ontology annotation, cellular component: Golgi membrane. The transcript is spliced from 12 exons.